AUGGAUAGCAGCUUCAACAUACAUCGGAACAAGCAGCAAGGAUACCAGAGAAUACCUGGAUCUUCCAUCGCGCCGGACAGAUUACUCCGUUAUCUAAGAGAAGAAUUCAAUCAACAGUUCGAGUUGGAGUCGAGAAAAAACUACUACGUGAUCCGUGCUCCGCGUGACCUUUCACCAGUUUGCAACCCCUGCAAGAAAAAGCAAGCCAAAAGACUGCCACUGACGGAAAAUACAGGAUGA
Messenger RNA from Colletotrichum orchidophilum, 240 nucleotides. RefSeq lists its product as uncharacterized. Bases 1 to 240 code for a protein of 79 amino acids. The transcript has a single exon. Lineage: Eukaryota; Fungi; Ascomycota; Sordariomycetes; Glomerellales; Glomerellaceae. The record is from RefSeq and is a predicted model, not a curated record.